Xyrichtys novacula (pearly razorfish) is the source of this 34630-nucleotide messenger RNA. NCBI's taxonomy places the organism in Eukaryota, Metazoa, Chordata, Actinopteri, Labriformes, Labridae. The record is from the annotation of a GenBank genome assembly.
AGGCUGCAUCUUCUCCUCCAUCUGUGUUUGCACGGAGCAGCAUCUCUCCGAUCACGGAUUUUGCAGCUGCAGCCCCGUGCACCCGUGCAUCCGCGCGCUGAUCGAUCCCCGUAUCGGGAAAAUAAUCCAUAGCCGCAUGGUGACGUCACGCCGUUAAACGGUAAUAGUGGCUGGGCGGGCUGGUCGGUGGGCGGGUGGCUGCGAGGUGCCGCGCGGACGCCAGGGGUAGAUAGAUGGGUGCAUUAAGAGCCAACACCGGAUAAGAGAAAGGGAGAGAAAUAUCGCACGAGGGGUGCUUGUGGACGCGCACGGGGACUGUUUUGCUGUUUGUUUGCUCGUCGCGUCGGCGCGUGGGGGGAUGUAGAAGCUGUCACGGCCGCCUGCAGGAGGAGGAUGGAUGCGUAACAGGACGGACCGAGCCAGCUGUGGCCUGCUUCUUACAGCAACAUCUGGCCGGUGAGUCCGCGGACAGCCGCAGCCGCCGCUCGCCUGGCGCGCGGGCUUUACUGCUUAUGUGAACCGGAGGGAGGGAGAGAGGGAGAGGGGGGAGCCGCAGCCGCGCUCCCCUCCUCGGUCUCCGGUCCGGUGAGUCGGUGUGACCUCGUCCUUGGCUGCCAGAUGGUGGAUGAGUGAUUGAUGUGCACGUUUGACAGACAGGCUGCGUGCAGCAUAUGAUGAAGGCGCAUCACGGAUCGUGCUCGUGCUCCAAUAUGCAAGGGGGGGAAUCAUGAACGUGACAUGCUGUUAAAUGCCUCUCGUGCAGCGUGCAUGCACACCUGCAAAUGGAGUGAAAACCCCCAAAUUUAUGACUGUAGCAACUGGGAGAGUGUAAUUCCAUGCGUCAUUUGAGGAUUAGAUCAGAAUAAUACCAGGAGAUUAAGAGAAAUACAUGUCAGGGUUAGCUUCAUAACCUCUUUGAUUCAUCCUAUAGAUAUUGAUCCCAUGGAUGCAUGAAAAUCAGCAAUCACAGGGUGAGUAUUGCAGGGAUAGCAUGUCAUAAAGACACGUCAAGUCCGUGCAGAGAUAUGUGAGAGGUGUAAAUACAAAAGAGCACAGAGGUUAAGGUCACAGUGAGUCCCUGUGGGGUUAUUAUAGGUGCUGAAACACAAUCUGCUCCCUGUAAACUCACUCUUAAAGGCUAUGACAGUGAUUUUCUGCUCCCUGUGUCCCCUCCUUGUCCACAUCUUCACCAGCUUGUAGUCCUCCUGCAGGGUCAGAGAGGGCGCCUCAGCAGCCAGCCAGCUCUGGACAAUUGCGGGGAGGAGGUGGAGGAAGGGAUGGAGAUGGAGGAGGGGGAUGCAGAGGGGGAAGGGCCCAUGGCGGUCAGAGAGGGGCCGAGCGGUCAUGGCCUCCAGCAGGAUGACAACAGCAGCAGCAGCACAAGGACGACCAACAACACCACCACCACAAACCUGCUGGCCUCUGUGAAAGAACAGGUAAGAGGCUGAGGGUGCUGCAGUCACACCCAUGCUGUGGGGAGCGCUUCAGUCUCCCACCUUUUGGUUAUUUUGAUCCCCACUCUUGGCUGAGUCUGCUCUGACAGCCCUCCUCCUGUUUUCCCAAGCUCAUAUCUAAUCUCCCCUCCAUUACACCGUAACCUCUGCAACCCCCGCUCAAAUGGACUCGAACCGUCAGCUCUGACGUGGAGCGGUUUAAAAGAAUUGUUCCCUCACUGCCUCUUCAGAGAGCCUGCAGCUACGAGCAGAAAAUGAGAUGUUGAGCUCCUGGACGUGGAUCGAAAAAAGGCCUCUAACUCUCCUAGAUAAGAGCGAGAACCAGACCCAGAGUAGACAGGAAACACAGCCUCAGUAUUUGUCCUGGUUCAUCCCAAACUCUUCAUCUUUAUGGCUGUUUUCAUCACUUUGUGGAUGUUAUAUAUUCCUGUUGGACAUGUUGCACCUUUCUCUUGUCAUUGAUCGUCCUCCUGUAGUUUUUAGAGUUCGGAUUUGUCAUCCUGUGGGAACUUUGUGGGAUCUGCUUUGGUCACUUUAAGCUUUAAGGUCAUUUUCUUUGUGGUUGGGUGACUCUGUGGGCCCUUUUCUUCCCUUUAUCCCCACUGUAGUAAUUCAACAUCAUGUAUCUGAGUCUUUUUAGGUCUGACUGAAGUUAUUUUGUUAUUUUCUUUUAGAAUCAUGUAGUAAGACUCUUGGUAGUCAUUUCACGUCCUCUGAAGACAUCCUGUGUCGUUGUGCAGUAAUUCCAGGUCUCCCUGCUCAUUUAGAGUUGUGUUGGAUGUCUUUGUGGUCAUAUUUUAUAUCCCUCACAGCCCUUUAUUGGCACUGUGCUUCUCCUCUAAUAAUUAAAUGUUUUAUUGUUGUAUUUCGGGUUCAUUUGAGUUAAUUUGCGGUUGAUUUGUGGUUGUUUUGCAGCCUUCUCUUCACCCUGAUGUAACGUUAGGGCCUCUUGUCUGGGUCGGUUAUCUAAAUCCAUGUUGUGUCUCUUUGAUUUCCUUUUCGUCUCUUUGUUAAUUUCACAGCCUCGCCUUCAUCUUGGGUCUCUCUGAGGUUGUUUUGAGUGUUUUUCUAUGCGGUAACUUUGUGACCCGUUUUUAUGUCUGUGGUUAGUUUUCUUCCUUUUGGAUUGUGUUGAACCACCUUGUAGUCAUUUUGCAGCCCUGUGUAUUUUUCCUUCUGUAUUAAUGUGUGUAUUUUGUUAAUUUUUUGCACAUUUUUGUGCUCGUUUAGAAUCGAUGAAAGGUUUUUGCGGUCGGCUGAAGGACCCUCUCAGAGGUGUUUUGUGUCUUUUAGGAAGUUGUUUGUAUAUUUUGUUUAGUUUAACCCUUUAAUGCUCAUUUUUUAAAUCUUUUUAUCAUUUUGCUAAUUGAGCAUCUUAAUUUAUCAUCAUUCUGCAUCCCUCCGUGUGUUCUUCGGGAAUCCUGACGUGUAUAUUUCACAUUUCCUCUAGGUCAUUUAGCGUGGACUUGCGUGUCUCAUCUUGGCUGUUUUGCGUCCUUCAUGGGUUUUGUGAGUCUCUCUCUCUUUCUGGUUAUUUUGCGUUUCUUUGUUGUCUCUGCAGCCUGUGGGGCUGUUGGUGUUUCUUUGUGGUGAUUUUAUUCGUUUCUCAGCAGUCAGAGUGGAGGUUCUUACAGAGACUCGGGUUCAGGGGUUGUAGGUCUUAAUCCAAGUAUCCUGUUUUGUAAACCAUCCAAAAAUACUAACAAGCCCACUUCUGACUCGGAGAGCGUCCCUGUGGCUCCGCCCCUGCUCGCAGGAUAAAUGAAGUCUGUGAUUCACCCAAAUUUACCGAGCAAAUCCUGAGGAUUAUCUCCAGAUGACACUGAAAUGCAGUGGGUCUCCGUGCUGAGUGUUCCAAAUCUACAUUUAAAUUCUAUUAAAAGUGUCAUUAAUAAUUUACUCUCCGAAAAAAAGGCAGAAACCAGAGUGAGGAGACAGUUUUCUGACAGGUUUCACACAGGAGGAGCGCUCUCUCUCUCUCUCUCUCUCUCUCUCUCUCUCUCGCUCUCUCUCUCUCUCUCUCUCUCUCUCAUUACAUGACUCAUUCAGAGUGGACAUAUUUUCAUAUUGACUGUCGAUGUGAACUGACAGACAGAGAUGUUAACUUUUACUAUUGACACGUCUAAAAGCUUCAAAUCAGAGGAAAGAAGGAAGUAUAAAUCACAGACUUCCAGCUGCAGCCUCCAUCCCUCCAUCCCUCCAUCCCUCUGUUCGUUCGUUCGUCCGUCCGUCUGUCUCUCAUGAUCCCUGCUGUUAUUUUUAUGCCUCUGUCUAUCCCGUCAACAUGGGACUCUGUCUGUUCUCCUGCUCUUAAUUAUGCCUGGACCGUGGCCACGCUCUCAACUUAUUCCCUGGGUGUGUGACUCUGAAUUCGGCACACUGCUAUUUAAAGGCUUAUGAUGUCCAAGAAAGGAGAAGCUGCUCUCACUUUUAAUCUGCAGUUUUCCUCACAGCCAGCAGACAAACACGUUGAAGUGGAGUUUGGGAUGUUUGGCUGCCAUGAUGAGGCUUUGAUAUUCUUUUAACGCAGCAGGAGCCGCUUCACACUUCCAUCGUAUCUGAGGCCUAAAAAUCUCCUCUUCUGCAGGAAACUCGUGUUACUCAUGAAAACCACCAACCUGCAGAUAUGUCCUCAUGUCAGGACAGGUGUCUCUCUUGUUUUAAGUUGAACAAACUGCUGUUUGAAGCUUUUAUCACCAUCAUGAAAACUCAGUGAUUUGAAUAAAUGAGGCUCGGUCGGUGUUUUUGCACCAACUCUCCAAACACUUCCUGUUCCAAACAACACAAACAUUUGUCUGCCAGUAUCAGAGUACUACAGACUUAUCUGUAAUCUUUGUUUUUUAAUGUUGUUUAUGGAGAGGACAGAUACAGAACUUUGUACUUUCUGUGAAACAUUAUUCUGUUCAGUCUUGGUGAAAAUGACUCCAGUAUUGAGUCCCUGUUGGUAAACUCAGAUCUGUAAAGGCCUGUAAUUCUCAUCUGCUUCACCUCUCGGGGGGAAUCAUACCGAGCUGCAGGUCUGUCCUUCCUCUUCUGUGACUUCAGGUUGUCUUGGAGCGUCUGGAUCUGAACUUUUGAGUUUGAAUAAAAUAAACAAACCUGAGAGGUGAAGCCAAGGGCAGCUGCUGCUUUAAAUCCCUGCAGACAUUUGGCCUCUCAUUGAAAAAGCUUCAUCUCUCCUGAUUGACUGGCGGGUAGUCUUGUUCGUUCGACCUCUGCAGGGAUUGCUGAGGUCACAUUUUGGCUGUAAAUCCACCUGACUGUCAUGUGAGAGCCUUUAGAGGGACACAAGUCAAGGCUUGAAUGAGCUUUUAUAAUCCUGCUGGGGCGAUCUGGACGCAGCGUCUUCACUCCUCCUAUAGUUAGGUCGUACACCGCAGAAAUGCAGUUCUGACUCCUGUCUUUCUAAACUGACUGAGAGAGCGUCUAAUGACAGUAAGAAGUUAUCUGACAGUAAUGUGUGCAAGUGCAUAUGUGCUGCAGGAAGUAAAGGGUGGAGGUUGUUAGCAAACUGAUUUUAGCAGCUCUCUGAAAAUGUCUUUAAUUUUGCAAAACAUUUCAUUUCUCUGUGCAGAGAAAAGAAAAGAUUCUGAUUAUUCUGCAGCAGAUGGACAGAUGGAGAAACUGAGAGGGAUGGCUGUAAAUCCUCAGAUAUUUGACUGUUAAUGAGGAGGACUCAAAGAUGGACGACUGAGUCAGAAGAUUUCUACUUUUAGUCAAAGUUGGACCUUUCACUCAGAUUUUAGAGGUCACUGGAGGAAACGUUAGAGUCAUUAAGGUCCAUCAGUCAUUUUCUGAUAUCUGUGUUGAAGUGUGGAUAAAGAUCUGCAGGAUUCCUGUUCUUCACUCCGACUCCAUCACUGCAGCGUCUGUCAGACACGUUCAUCAGACUGUCAACAUGAACCCCUGACAGCUGCACAAAAACGCUCGUCCUGCUCUGGAUCUUUCGUCACAUAUCUGGAGAUCCGUUGGCUCCAUCAGAGGCCCGAACGUUUUGGCUCUGAGCCCCAGAAUAUUUGCAGAAUCUCAGGCAGACCAGAGCUGACGGCUUCCCAGAUUGCAUUUCAGCAAAGUUGGUCCAGUUUCAGGAUUUUGGUGUAAUACACAAUGAAUUAAAUGUGGAGCUGUUUCCUGUGUGAAACAGACGAUUGGCAGAAUUUAGGAGAGCGAAUGAAAGCAGCAGUUUUGAUCAGGAUUUUCGUCUCCCUGACUCUUUGAUAAACCUUUUUUUUUGUUAUUUACAUCAAGAAUCUGCAGUUACCGAUCAGAAAAGACGAUUUCAAACAUCAUAGUUGUCUUUUUGUGGUUCAAACGUCCUUUUCAGCGCUUUGGGGAAACGGCUGAUUUUUAUCAUUAAGUUGUUCGACUUGGAUUAGAAAAUAUCAAAAGUUAAAAAAAACAAAAACUCCUCAUAGCAUGAGGACCUGUCCACACGCAGAAUUUACGCGUGUCUUUAUCGUGUCUCUUGUCUCAGACUGUCGAACAGGCUGCGGCUGUAAAAUAGAAUCAAGUUGCUCGACAACAACUGUCUGUGUCGAAAACGCACGCUGCAGUGCUGCUGAAGCGACAAAUCCAGCGCCCGCAGUUCCUCCACAGAAAUGUCAAAUUAGACGUGCUAAAUGGAGCACAUCAGUUAUUGCUUUCUAUUGUGUUCAGGGCCUGAUGCUUUUUCACUCCGCUCUCAUUUAGCCCAUUAAAAGUUGGAGAUGUGAUCGACGUGAGCGGGGAAAUACCAAGGCUGGAGACCGGGGGAGACUUGGCAACAUAAAACCCAAGCUGUGUCAGCGCUCACUUUAAUUUUGUCACUUCUUGCGCAAACACUCCGAUUGAUUAGAUGUUGAGACAACAGCCUGCAGCGGAGAUGCUGCGAGUUGAAAUAUGACUCGGAUGUUGCUGCUAUUUGCAUCGUUCAGUGAAAUCAAGAGUGAAAUAUGUCUCUGAUAUCAGAUGGUAAGUGUUCACAGAGCUCUUCGUAGAGACGAAUCAGAGUUUGUUUGUUUGCUUGGUGCUGAAAUGGACCCAGAUGUUGACCUGGAGAAUGACAUCUGAGUGUGAGCGUCUGCAGGUUAUCUAAAGAUCAUGUUGAAUUUGUUUGUGGGACAUUUUAAAUGUCUAAUUUGAACAAUAAGGUCGUGUUUCCAUCGUGUGUCCUCAGCUCUUCUUCUAAGUGAACUCAGGAGACCAGGUUCUGGAGUCUGGGAGGUGAACUGUUGUCUGAUAGAGGAUUUGCUGCAUCAGUCCAGGACUCUUCUCCUACAGAGCCAUGCUGUUGUCAGAAUCUGGUCAGGGAUCACAUGAAGGUGGAUGGACACAGAUGUUGCUGCUAAACAUGAGGAGGCAGCAUCUAUUAUUUCCAGUUCUUCGUUGAAAGGACAACUGGACUUACUUGAGACGUUUCGCCUGAGUCCUGAUGCUCCUAAACCCGUAGAUCUUGUUCAGCGUUAAUGUAGACCAUCAGGGAUGUUUAGUUCAAACCCGUAUCAGGUCAGCUGUUACCGUCCUGGUUCCCUCUCCUUUGUUGAAUCUCUAUUUUCUCUAUUUAUUUUUGGAUCCCCUCCUUCAGUUUAAGAUAAACCUCUGAUGGUUUCAACAGUUCUCGGCCACACAGCACUAACGCUCAUUUGUGGCUCCAAUAGUCUCUCCAUCGUGGGCAAAGCAGGUCAAUAAACCACAGAAACAUCAGACUAACUCUUCCCUGGGCUGGUUUUGAUUCUGUUACAGGGAAAACAAAGAGAGUUUGUGUUUGAAUGUUUCUGAAUUACAGAGGAAUGACUGUUAUUAUCAGACACACUCAUCUGAGGCUGGAUGGAGCAGACUGUUGCUGUGUGUGUCGCAGCUCCCAGGUGUGAGAGCAGGGUCCCUGAGUCUGGAUGUGACACAUGGUGCAGCUGAAAAGGAACAUGCACGCUCAGCGAAAGCCCUCCCAGGAUAGGAAGGAGCUCGAUAAAACAACAGCAACAACGUCAGCACUCUGCAUGCUUGGAUUGAUUUCAACGAUCAGGAUCAGAAACAACACGCAGAACGGCGGAGUAAACUUAUCCAACAGCUGAGCCCUGGAGAGACGGAUCUCUGCAGGGGUCCCAGUCUGGAUUUAGAGGGUUAAACCUGCUCUCUCAGGACAAGAUCUGAGCAUGUCUGAGGGACUAAACCGGAUUUUAGUGUCAUAGUUUUAAGAAAAGGAAAGACAACAGGUGGAGGAGGAAGACGCCGACUUUCUCUUCAUCCAUCACAGAGGAAAAUUCACCCUCAGAUACACUUUCAGAUCACUUCACUCUGUCAUCUUCUUUGCAUUUCCAGAGGUUAUUUACUCUCCGUUUGCCUCAGCUACUUAACCACUCCCACUGUCUCCCAGAAUGCCUCAUGACAGCCUUCAGAGAGCGGACGCAACUUGUUGUUUCCCAUCAGAGGUGGGCGUUUGGGUGUUGAAAGAGACUUGAAGUGUUUUAAUCCAUCUGUGGGUCAUGAGAGUGGGCAGAGAGAGCGAGAGAGACGGAUAAACAAACGGAUGUGCAGCACUCGGGUGGUGUGAGGCUGGAGUUGAUGCUGCUGCAGCUUGAAUAUCUGCUUUUCCUUCGAUGAUGGUUGUACGUCAGAGGAAGAGAACCUCACACCGGAGACUCACAUCAUCAUCACAGCCCUGAGUGUGUGCUUCAGCCUUUUCAUCCUGUCGUCACAGAUUUCCCUGUUUUUGUCUAAACAAGGUCACAGGAUGUCUAAAACACUGAACUUCUAAAUUCAUCUGCUGCAGCGAUAAAAACAAUCCUGUGAAUCAUCUGGACUUUAAACCGUUAUUCCGGUUCUGCAGAAAUCAGAGCUCAUUGUUUUAGUUUGUCUGUUAUUGUUCCUGUUUUUUACCUGAAGUUUACCUGAAGAUUUACACGAGCUUUGUCCAGACACAGCCAGGAGAAAUGUCCUCCAGAGAGACGUUUCUUAUCGUUGGUCUCUGAGGACAGUUUCAUUCCUUCCUCAGCAGAGAGGUUGGAUCGGUACUUUAGAAAAUGAGCACUCUGCCACCUCUGCGUUCAAAGCGGUGUCGUGGAAGUGUGCCGCUGUAUCAGGCAUGUCUCAUUUUGUCACGGCAGCCAGAUAUCGGUGAGAAAGUCUGAGUAAUACUUCUUGAAGCAGCAAAAUGGGUUUGAAAAGUGUUAAGCUGCCCUUUCUUAACAAAGUCUCCACGGGUGAGUUCUCGCUUUAAGACGGCGAGAGCAGCAAUGAGUCCCAGCAGCAGAACUAGGCCGAACAUUUCACGGAUAUCACAGAUGCAGUCUGGAUAAACUGAACCGCCGAGGCUAUGAUUAGACACGGCAGAGAAAGGGAGGCGGACGCAGAGGUCUGCGCUCCGUGUCACUGGAGAAGAGAGAGGAACGCUUUGUGACGCCGCCGUGAACAGUCCCCUAGCCUCCAGCCGGUACAAGACAUCGCCUGGCACGGCCGUGCGUCGGUCUGGCAGGGCGAGCCGCGUCUCCAGACAUCAUGAGGUGACUGGUGCAGAGCAAGACGUGGCUCUGUUUGUCCCUGGAGGCUUACCGUAACAAUGUGAGGCUGAAACAAGGAGAGCAGUGUGUUCCUGCGCCGUCUCCCUGCUGCUCCGAGGUGAUGUGAGGAGACGUCAGCUCUGAACCACUCACAGCUUUGUCUUCUUGAAGACUGAAUCACUUAUCUGACGUUCACCUCAAACUUUCCGUGAAGUCUUUAUGAACUCUUCUUCUCUGAUAAACACCCCGAAUCCUCCUUUUCUCUCCAUCCAUCCUCGUCCGGAUGUUUUCUCCACAUGGACCCUCGCAGGUUUUAAUCUUACCUUUACGAAUCACUCACUUUGUGCUUGUUUACCUUUCAAACAGACUUAUUGAUUUGCCUUAACAGCAAAUCCGUGUCAACUCCAAUCCCAGAGGGAGUUUUGAGUCAAGUUUCAGCUCUGCAGAAAUCAAUACAUUUGCAGGGAUUUAUGUGAUUCUCUGACCUGCUGAAGAAAGACGUUUCUCCGUUUAUGGACAUGUUUUUUUUUCACCAACAAGUCUGCAUGUUUGUCAUGAACCACUUCAGCUGCAGCGAGGUCAUAUUCAUUCUCUUAUUCCCUCUCAAAGUUUCAGAGCGCUCCAGUCUUUGGAGGAUCGGCUCUCUAAAUCCAGAAGAAUCACUCACACAGACUUGUUUGCUGAUCUCUUCUCUGUUUUAUUUUAUUUUUUUUAAUUAAAACUUUUUAUUCGUUUCUUGCAAAAAUCUCCAAACUGGUCAAAGACUAAAAACUGGACCCUUGAGAGUCUCCUGGGAGCACCGAUCAGAGCUGAAGUGUUUUUCUGAAUCUUGCAGACUUGGCCCAUAAGUGGACAAACAUCUCUGCAAUUACCUCGGAGUAAAAUCAACCCUUAUUAACAACACUGCAGCAGAGUGGGCUGUGUGUGCCCAGUGUCCGUCCUCAUGGGCUCAUUAACAUUUCAUCAUGUGCAGACAGGCUGCUUCUAACACUGUAUUUAUGCACAGCAUGUUUAUCAUGUGUCUGAGGUCAGAGGUCAUGGAAUCAGGACGGUUGACUCAGUUUUAGUUCUCAGUUCGAGAUGAGAGGAAACGGCCGACACGAUCAGACUCUGAACUAAAUCACAGACAGAGGGGCUCUGACCGUCACAUGACCACAGCUGACCCAAAUACACAACAAGAGCUUUAAUGCAGAGAUGGAACCUCCACCCGGGCGUCUUUAAAGGAUUAUAAUCUGAGGGACUUUUAACUCAGAGGUGGAGCAACCAUUGAUCGACCUCAUUCGAUCUCUGCAUCCAAACAUUUGAGCUCAUCCACCAAAACCUCCUGAAGACACGGUCCGAUCCAUGACCCUGCGGAGUCCACAGCUGUAACCUCUCAUCAAAACUGAGGAGUUUCUCAGAUUUAUCUCCUGAUGCUACAGCAGCUGAAAUGUCAAGUUAGGUCCACAUCACCCAGAUUACAGACUCUGAGGUCGGUUUCAAACCCGGCGGGGUGUAUCAGACCCGGCAGCACCAGCCCCUGUUCAGACCUUUUGUUCCUGAAUUAGCGCACAGCGAGGUUCCCCGAGCUCUUCUGUGUUUUCCAGCUGAGCACUUUUGUAUUUAGACGUUAUUUGCAGACAGCUAAUUCUCCGGUGGACCUCGGUGAUGACACCAGCUGUGUUUGUCUGAAGGUUUCCAAAGCAGCCAGGAAGCCUCGGCCUUACGUAACAGAAUCCAAGCAGCCCGACGGUGACAGUCUGUAAACAUCUGCUUCACUUUCACACCCUUGAGCAAGGCAUUGGAUCCCGACCAGCUUCUGGAGCGUUUGAUCAGCAGAGCGUGUAGAAGUGUAGUCUGACGUUCGCGGGUCUUUAAGAUAUUUAUCUGUGUGUUUGCAGCCUGUCAAAUAAAGGGAACGUACAAACUGCUCAGGAAUGCUCUGUGUGUUUAUGGAGCUGAGGAAAGGCGAGUGUUUUCAUCAUCAGGAGCAUCAAAAGCUGCGUGAUUUAUGAAGGAAAAAGUAGGGCAUGGAGGUCCAGAAUAUGUGAAAAUAAAAGAAAGUAAACUGGAAUAAAAAGGUGCUUUUGAGCCACGAGAGAUAAUGAAGCACCAAACAAAAACACAGAAACUAGAGGAUUUAAGGUUCCAGCACGUCUCCAACCAUCAUCAGUGAAGGUCGUUCAGGUGUAGACUGACAUCUACAGACAGGAAGUCAGUCAGUCUUAAAGGACGGGAGGUGAAACCUGAUGAGUUUAAAUCCUGAACAAUAACAGAGUAAACACACGAACCGUCAGUCUGCUCGUUUAUUCUCCUUCACACAGACUAAAUAAACAUGAACUCUUACAUGUAUCAGGAGGCUCAGACUGCAGCGUCAUGGCGAUUGUUAAUGAGUGCCGUAAAUGUCCCCCAACAGGAGCUGCAGUUUGAGAGGCUGACUCGGGAGCUGGAGGAGGAGCGGCAGAUCGUGGCGAGCCAGCUGGAGAGGUGCAUGCUGGGAGCCGAGUCUCCAGGGGGAGACAGUAGCAGGUAGAUUUGACGGUCUGAUACUCCUGAUACCCAAACCUUAUGUAACUGUAAUAAAGCAGCAAACAGGGAUAUUAUCUCAUUAUUAUUAUUAUACUGUCGUUUUAUUCACUCUACCUGAUCAGUUUCAGGUCUGAUCUGAACAAAAACAGUUUUAUUUUUUAUUUUCUCCUUUUUUUUUUAUCAUAAACUCUCAAACUGUCCAAAGUUCGGUGAGGAUCGUUCUGAUUGGUUGUAGACCUCGCCGCCGCCGUCAGAGCUCAUCACAGUCUGAUCGGUCCUCACAGGAAGUGAUGUGCGGAUGGUUGACAGUCACAUUGAGCUGUCAUAACACACACACAUCCACCUGCAGAGGUUCACAUCAGCUGAACAGAGCUGCUCUGUAGUUUUCCACCGUCAGGUUCUGGAUCCAGCCUGAUGAUGAUCUGUUAGACAUCAGUGUUUACCUGCUCAGGUAAAACAGUCUCUUUAUCAGCAGAAGUCGUUGGUCUUCUCCUCGAUGACAGACUUCAGGGUUAUAUAAGAUCUGAUCCCAGCUGGGCUCCACUUUUCAUCAGUCUGAAGAGUAAACUGAAACUCACUCUGAGGCUUUUUUUACUGCAGACUGAAUAUGAGAAAUAAAUUUGUGGAGGAUAUUUAUGUUUUCUCCUCUCCUCCUCUCCUCCUCUCCUCCUCUCCUCCUUCCUGGACUGAUUGAAUGUAAAGUCUAUCACCCUGACUCUGAUUUGAUUUGUGUCUCUGCUCUCUCCUCUCCUCCAUUUCCUCCUCCGCUCUUCUUCCGAAGCUCAUCUGAGAAGUCGUUUGCAUGGAGAUCUGCAGGUACUUUUUCUUACAUUUAACUCUUUUGUUUUUUCGAUAGAUGCUGUGUGAUAUUCAGUCGAUGCUAUGAAGCAUUAUCAUCUGUAACUGUGGACUGAAGGUGUUACAGUUUAGGCUAAGAUGGAGCGGACAGAGAAAGAGGUUUUAGCCUCCAGAAUGCAGCUCAGACCAUCGAAGCAAAACAGACCAAUGUUUGGGCCAGAGUUUACGAGUUCUGAAAUAGACCCAUUUACUAUUCUGUCAGCGAUCCCUCUGCUCUGUUUCCUGCUUCAUUCCUCACUGUCGGCUCUCCGAUAAAGACAGGAGGGCUUUGAGAUGUUUGAUUCUUCUCUGUGGACGGAGCCUCUCUUUACUCUGAUGCUGCAUCGUUCAUGAGUCCUGGUUAGAUGUUCAGGGAAGGUCAAGCAGAUGUUGGACAGAGUCACUCGAUGGUCACUUCGAUUGUUUCUGUCUGCAGGCGGGGAAUCGCAGGGCGGAGCCAUGGAGGCGUCUGGUCGUCACCUGGAGGCGGAGGAGGGACUCUUCCUGCCUGAGCCGGACCGCGCCUCCCUCCAUGACAGUGAGGGUCUGUUACGUUUACACACCACAUGGUCUGAAGGAGGUUUUAACCUGCGCUGUGCAGAAUCAGAAGAAAACAACAACAACACCCUAAAAUUUUAGUUUUUAACAGGCUUCAGUUUAACAUCUCGAGGUUUCAGACUUCUAAAACAGCCGCAUGUUUGUCUAAACACUGACUGAGAUGAACCGAAAUAAAACAGACACACCUUUUCAGGAAGUAACUGGAGGUGGUUCAUACAGGAACACGUUAUGAUGCCGUCGGUUUACAUUUGAGUAAAUCUGAAGAUCUGUGGGACUCACUGCUUUUACUUUGGAGCCCCUGAAACUCUGCUGUCAGAUCUCAACUCUGUCCCUCUGUUCACAUGAAAGAUUCAUGACUCUGAGUACAUGAAGGAGAGGGAGAAAAUCACAUGUUCAGUUAUUUAUUUAGGACUUAAUGCUGAAAAAUUUACUUAAUCAUCGGGAUUCUUGGUUUAAUCUGAGCGGACUGACAACAGAAGUAAACAACUCCACCGCUGUCAUCUGAUAAAUCCUCAAUCAGGAACAGAAGUAUCAUGUCUAAAACUGAGGGUGCAGCAUCUAUGAUUUCUAAUUCUACGUUGAAAGGACAACUGGACUUAGUUGAUUAAGGCGAAACGUAGGCCUGAACGAUAUAUCGUUUGACUAUCGUCAUCGCGAUGUACGUGUGCGCGAUAGUCACAUCGCAGAGCCUGCGAUAUUGGAGGUGAAUGAACUCAUUUAAUUUCAAGGGUAACCGACUGAGAUACACUCCAUGUGACUCUGCAUGUGCUGUGCAGCGAUCCACCAAUCACCUUCGUCCUUAACUCAGUUGCCAAUCAGACUCACUUCUCAGCUGCCAAUCAGACUACCCUGCCAGCUGUCAAUCAAAAUCAGGGAGGAGAAAACCCACCCCUGCACAUGUUCUGCACAUGGAGGGAGACGCGUGUCCGCUGAGAAUCACUUUCGGAACAUUCUUCAUCACCGUUUAGCCCAACAAAUAAGAACUGUAUGGGUUUUAAAUUGUACAUUUCCGUGGACCACUCUACUAUAAGCAGUGCGCGUUUUGCGAGGUGCAUGCAAUUCUCGGAGGACAUGCGUUUCUCGGCACAACACCGCUAACAACAACAACAACGAUCGCAAAAUGAACAACGAACAAGCGAAAACCACCGAAAAUGAAGAUUUGUUGCCAAAAAGAAAAGUUAAGUCAGUUAUCUGGAAUUAUUUCGGUUAAAAGAAGGAUGAUGUCGACCAAAACACGUCUUCUGUGUUCAUCUGUUUCCACAAUAACGUCCCAGCACAAUAAAAGCUAAAAAUAUCUCUGAGACAGACAGAAGCCGUUCUACUAACAUUCACAAAAAGAGGUAAGAUCAGAGCAGAUGAACUGUCCUCAAGAUUUCAGCAGUGCAGUAUAACAUUAAGUGCUAUUCAGGUCAUCUGGUGAAAAUACUGUAUUUUUAAUAUCGCAAUAUAUAUCGCAGGGUUGAAAAAAUCGCAAUAUUAUUUUUUUCCAAUAUCGUGCAGCCUUAGCGAAACGUCUCAAGUAAGUCCAGUUGUCCUUUCAAAAGAGAGUUUGAUUUUGAUCCUUCACGGACAUGUGAUAUUUAGCCCAUGCGGUGACUCCAACUCCAGAGUCCUGAUGGUCCUAAACCUGCAGAUAUUGUUCAGUGUUAAUAGAAGAUACCCCUGACAUGGACUCUGAUGGUCCCCAUACAUCUCAAACCAGAUCCUGGAGUCUGUCUCUGCUGUAAAUCUGUAAAAACCAGAUAUUUAUUUUGGUGAAUAUUCAGCAGAAAGAGGACGAGAGCGUUUGUUGGUUUGACCAAUCCUGUGAUGGACUAAUCCACAUGUAGGGACCUGGUGGUUGUUUCAGGCAGUAGGACGAUGUAGGUGGGAUUAAAUAGAAAUAAAAGUCUGUUUGUGUGUCAGUGAUGUCGUGUUUUAAUGCUCUUUGAUAAAAAUAGAGCAGGGAGGACAUCACUGUUGCUAUAUCAACAAAUAUUCACAUUUCCUGACGCUCAAACCAAAAUGAGUUGUUGGUGCAGAACUGUGGCGAUGAAAACUUGUAUUUCCCGUCUGCAGCUCCAGUUUUGCUCUUGAUUUCUUCAACCUUGUUGUCAGGACAGUUCCUCAUAUAUUCACACCUGGGAGCUCUGCAGAACAACCACAGCCGCUCUCUGUUGGACAUUAGGCAUCUUCACUGGAGCGGAUGACAUUUCGGUCCAUCAAGCUCCCUCGCCGCUCGUGUUAAAGCACAAAAGAUGGGAGGCCGACAGAGCGGAGCGCUGAUGCAGUCAGUGCAGCUGUGAAUCCUUUAGUGUGCAGGAGAGCUCCACUUUUAUGAUUUCAUAUCAGAUGUAAGAGAAAUAGAUUUCUAAAGCUCUCAUCAAAUGUCAAACUGCAGCUUUAAUGCGUCCAGAAGGAGCCCGACGAACAGAUGAUUCAACCUGCUUCUUAUUACGAUAAUUACAGGAUCCUGAGCAGGCUGUGUGAUGUGAAAAAUAAAACUUGUCUUUGGUCGUAUUGACUUGGAGUGGACUGAUAGAUUCAGGGGAGAUCUCCUCCUCUUCAUCCUGCAGGAGCAGAAGUAGGCCAGCUGAGCAGUGUGUAUAUAUGCAGAUUGUUCCAGGAGCAGAAGAAAGGCUUAAUGCAGAUUUAUACGCACAUGCAUUUAUAUGCAUAAUGUCUUUGAACAAGCUGAAAGCAGAGUGAGAUAAUAUGUAAAUGAUGUGACAGCGGCGGCGGCGGUGGCGGCUGUAAUCGGCCCUCCAACUUUCACAGAAACACUGAGAUGUAAUCAUGUGGGCUUGGCGCUCCUCUCACCCUCUCAUCUCCUCGUCCUCUCAGGUUCAGGAGGUCACUCGGCACACAUGACCUCAUAUUCAGACAGCGGCUACCAGGACAGCAGCGUGAGUUACUACAGCAACCAGAACGUGGUGCGCUCCGAGCCCAGAGCGUCCAUCUCCAGGAGCCCCAGAGCUGAAGGUCAAGCCUCUGGACAGGUAGGUCUGCUCCUCCUCCGUUUACAGUCAUGGUUUUGUUUUAUGAAGGAGGUGUGGGACUUUGACAUGAGAGCGUCAGUGUGUAAAAACAUGUUCCUCUACGGUCCAAUCAUCGAUAUCAACAGUUCUGGGUCUGCCACAUGCUUACACUGCAUCCAUGGGCCUGGUCCAGAUCCUUCUCUGUACCGUGGAGAUAAGGACGCCGGGCGCAGAGAUGGCGUCUUCUUUUCUAAUCAAAGCUGGAACUGCGUCUCUCAGCUUUGGAGAGUUUUGCUCAUUUGAUGCUUUUACAGAUUAGAGAUCUCAUAAGAGGAAGAUUGACGGAGGCGGCGCAGAUCUGCAUCCAGCUGUCCAACUCUAUAACAUUAAAGGUUUGCUAAUAAGGAGGACCGAAUCGCUCAGUGAGAGGAGAGUCUCCGGAAAUAUCAGAGAUGUUUUCAGCGUCUGUCUCAGUGGAUUUAGACAUGAACUCAAAGAUGAAGCAGAUAAUGGUGCCGCUCAUCAGCUGGGAGGAAGUGUCACAUUACUGCUCAACGCUAAGUAUAUAUAAAUAUACAGACGGACGGCUGCGCGGUGUAAUUUUCUUUAUUCUAAACGUUUAUUGAUAAUAAAACAGAACAGAUUAUCACAAAACACAUAAAAUCGUCAUUCGAUGUUUUUGGCCACAAAAUCACAGAGUCCUGAUGAGUUCAGGCUGCAGAUGAAAAUUUCUCUCAUUUGUUUUUUCAGACACUUCCUUUAAAUUCUUGGACGUUUUGCUCCCUGUUUCCUGAUCUUCAUCAUGUUUCUUUUCUCUGUUUUUCGGUUUGUUCUGAAGUCUGUUCUUACUGGAUCAACAGCUCGUGUGUUUCCUGAGUGCUGAUUUUAGAGGAAGAGGAUUUUUGACUGAUAAUCGCUGAAUCACUGUGACGUCAUUUUGAAAGUGUAAUUAUAAAAAAAUCAUCUCAGAUUAACAGCAGUGUGUGUUUUUUUAUCCCGUGUCCCUUGGAGGUGUCUGGUCGGAUGUUACGGCGGAUGGCCUCCCUCCCCUCCAGGAGUCAGUCUCCUGGUUGUGGCACCGCUGGAACCGUCUCGCCCUCCCGCAUCUCCCUGCGAACGUCCCAGGGCAGCACCUACGACUCCCCCAUCCUCUCGGAGCCAAAACCUCUCGCUGCCGUGUUCCCGGGCACCUCCAUGCCGCCUUCCUGCCCCUCACCCACCUCCCCGACUGACGGCACGCAGGCCCUGGGUGGCGGCGGUGGAGGAGGAGGAAAUGUCGUUGGAGGAGGAAUAGGAGGAGGAGGAGGAGGUCGUCUGGGGUCUACGCUGUCUCUAGUGGAGGGGCGGGGUUUGACGGGGUCACCGCUGCGGUCGGGGAUGACAGCUGUGCCGCAGCAUUACGGCUCCACGCUGCCCAGGCAGAGUCAGCCGCUGGCGUACGGAGCUGAUCCAUACGGGCUGUACCAGAGGAGCGCCCUGCCUCGCCCGGACUCCCUCAUAGGUCAGUCUGAGACGUCCUCCGAUCCGAACUCUGAUCUGUGUUUGAAUAGAUCUGAAACAAGUCAAAUAAUCUCAGAACACAAAUGUAAAAUGAGGAUAAAUGAUGAAGGUUAUAAAAGUGAUCGAUCAGACUCUAAAACCCCAAAUAAUCUCAGAUUAUUCAUCAGACACCGCUUCACCAAACUAACUAUUUUUAAUCCGUGUCUCUCUACCCUCCCUGUGAAAAUACACUCAUGAAAAAAACCCACACCAUCUGCCUUUGGCUGCAGAUUUGUGGUGCUUUCACAUCGUGCUGCUCAGACAACACAGAGCAGACAACAGUGGGAUCUGCUGAAGAAGUGGUCGGUGUGUUUCUGGAGCUGUUUUCAUGAGUGAAUAAUCUCUGUCUCACUUCACUGAACCUUCCUGCUCUUUCUGCUGCUGAUCAGUCAUGAACCCAAAAGAAAAGAUGUCCGACAGAGAGUGAACCCGGGACCUCACAGGGUGGAUUUACUCUGACUUAGUGUGAUUAAAAGGAGCUCAGUGUCUGCAGUUAGCAGCUGUAGAUGACACCAAAACAAGCCCAACGUGCACAGAUCUGAGGGUCCUGCAGGCUGGGGGUAGACUGAACAGAUGUUUGUGUGAGCGCACCUUAAAGCUGCUUUAGAAGUCUGUAUUUAACCAUCAGGCAGAUGUUUCACACUGUCAGACAUUCAAUUACAACAACAACCACAACAGAGGUCCUAAAAGUUCCUCCUGAAGGAACACCUCCUGAGUUUUGAGCUCUCUCUUUAGAAGUGUGUCAUGACGUGAAUAAGUCCGGUUUGCUCCUCCUGCAGGUUUCCUCUGGUCUCAUCGUCGUGUUCGUGCUGUUCGGCUCGGCUCAGGUCAUUCUGAGUCAUCGUUUCUUCCUCCUGAAUCACUUUUAGAAACAAUCGUUGUGGUUUCCUGAAAAAAUGAACCUUAUGGAAGUAAAAGAAAUAAAGUGAGUCUAAAGAAACGUCAGAUUUCAGUCAGUGAGGAGCAGUGAGAGCAGAUGGCAGUGAUUCCUUCACGCUCUCAGAGAUGAGCUGUUUAGACUUUCUGCGUUAAAAUGAAGAAUAAGGACGUGGCUUUGACUGAUGAUGUUUCUGCAGGCUAGGACACAUUAAACUUAAUGACAUGAUCAAACUCUUAGGGCCUCAUUUACCACCCAGGAGGAGACACAUCUGCAUGCAUGAACCUCUGCAGUCUUUACAUCUUCAGUCCUUGUCUCCUGUGAUGGAGCUUUGAUAUGAUAUUACACCCACACCAUUAAAUCUGUGUGUGAAGAGCUCGGUGAGGUCAGAUCAGAUCCAGCCGGGUUACUCACAGUCAGAGUUCUGAAUCUGCAGAACCGGGUCUGAAUGUGUGUGUGUGUGUGUGUGUGUGUGUGUGUGUUAGUGAAAUAUUUGCAGCAAACUCUUCCCCUUGUAAAUAAACAAAGCCACGCUCCACAGCCUCCACAAGCAUUUCCUCUGUUGAUUUAAUAACCCUUCCUUUGUCCGGGGGAAAGUUGACUGAGCAGCACUGAUUUAAUAUUGUGGGCGGCUGCAGGAUCCGUGCAGACAGAGUUUCUGUAGGAUCAGACUGAGGCUGAGUUCAGGCUCUGCAGAUGAUGUUAUCUGGUUAUGGAGCCUCUGCAGAUCAUCUCAUGCUGUUUUCAGUCCAAUGAUCUUCCUGCACUGCCAGCUCCUUCUGCUGGGUUUGAUGAAAACACGUCUGAUGAUGCGGCUCUGAAAAGGAGCGUAAUCUUGGAGGGAGGAGGAGGAGGAUUUGACUCCCACAAGGUGGAUGUUUUUAACUCAUCCUUUCAGGUGAUUGAUCUGCUGCAGUUUGGGAGCGAACAAUGCUGUGCAGAAAACACACACACACACAGAUGAGUCACCGCUCCCGUUGUUGAGUGCUUUCUCUUGUGUCAUUUAGAAAAUUGAUGCUGAGCAGAACAAACCACGUUAGUGAGAGUAGGUCUGGAUGAAGUGUGGCAGAAAACAGCACUCUGUUCUGGUUCACCGUUUCCUCUGGACUUGUUUCAUGCUGCUGAAUCUGGACUGCACUGAUCCGGUCUUGUUAGCAGAUUGGCACUGAUACAGUAAUGCUUUGUUAAUGGACUGUGGGCGUCCACGGAGCUCAAUUUAAGAUCAAUAUUUGGCCGUCUUCUGUCCUUCUGAAUAUUGAUCAGUGAUAGUUGAAAUAAAAACAUUUUAAAGCCAAACCAAACAGGGAUUCAACAUUUGAGCCGGACUUGGAUCAGACAGCUGUGAAGUAUUGUGUGUUUACACUCCCUCCUUCAUUACACUGAUGCUGAGGUGUAAUUAUCCCUCCAGUGGGUUCUGGUCCACCCUGGGGUGUCCUCCUGAACCGCCUCAGCUGACACCACGGGCAACCAUCUCCCCAAAGUUUAUUUCCAUUUUUGGUAACACUUUCCUUGACUUCUAUCUCUAUAACACAUUAUAAAUAUAUGUAUAAUGGGUUAUAACCAUGUUAUAGCACCAUAUACCUAUAGUUAUAAACACUCAUAAAUGAUCAUAAUGCUUUAUAGCAAUAAUUAUAACGCAUUAUAAAUAUAUGUAUAAUGGGUUAUAACCAUGUUAUAGCACUGUACUACUACCUACUACAGUUGUAAACACUCAUAAAUGAUCAUAAUGCUUUAUAGCAAUAAUUAUAACGCAUUAUAAAGCAUUUUAUCAUGACUGACAGGGUCAGCUAUUAUAAUGUGUUAUUCUUAUUGUUAUAAAGCCUUAUAAUAAUUAAUGAGUGUUUAUAAUGAUAGUUAUAGAAGUUUAUUAGCAAAUUAUAACACAUCAUAAAUAUAUGUAUAAUACAUUAUCUAUGUGGGUAUUGUCGGUGAGUUGUUAACAGUUAUAACACAUUAUGAUAAAAUGCUUUAUAAUGUGUUAUAAUUAUUGCUAUAAAGCAUUAUGAUCAUUUCUGAGUGUUUAUAACUUUAGUUAUACGGUGCUAUAACGUGAUUAUAACACAUUAUACAUACAUUUAUAAUGUGUUAAAGAGAGGCAUCAAUCAAAGUGUUACUCCAUCAGGUUUUUAUAUUGUUGACUUGUUGGCGGUGGAAGUUUGACAUGUCCCUAAACUCGACCAGCUGACCUCAUCGAGUGGAAAUAACGAGGUGCUGACAGACACCUGCCUCCCCAGGUGAAAUCAUUUCAGCUAAUGAGCGUGACUCCCAGAGCUGCAGAAUAACAGCCACUGUUUUCAGACGUCACUGCAGACAUGGUGAGUGUGAGGACUAUUGUCUGUGUUAUUGAUUAAUCGGUCAGAUGAUGUCAUAUUCAAUCACUCUUGGAUUCAUUGAUGUGGACUUCACAAAGUUCAUUCGCUGCAGUAAAAACAGAGGAAACAUUUCCUUAUAUGGAAGAAACAGGAAGUCAGAAAUAUUUCAUCUGCAUAUAUAUGAAUUUCCAUUAUUUGUUACCGUGGCAACAGCUGCUCCUGCAGGGCAGCAGAUGAAUUUAUAUAUAGUCGGUACAUGUGGAUAUCACCUCUCUUAGCAACACAAUAAGAAAUAAGAAAAGAGUCGUUUAUUUUCUGUUUGUGAAGAAAUAAACUCUGAAAACAGUAAAUUUAGUUCAACUCAAGGAGAUAAUCCUGCUGAGGAGACGUCUCUGAGACAGAAGCUGUGAUAGGACAUCAGACUCUGAAGAUGCAUGAGAUACUUGAGGAGGUGGUUAUUGAGGAACAAACCAAAACAAACGAACAUCUGGAGGCUUUAUCUGCUCGUCUUAAUCAUGGCUGUCAGGACCUGAUGAUGUUCAGGAUGUUGUUUUUUAAUGUCUGAAAAUCUGGAUUUAUUAUGGCCCCUCCUUUAUUACCUGUCGUGGACGGCUCCAGCUCCAGCUCCACCGGCGCCGUGUUGCAGGAUUGAGCGCUGAAGAGCUGCUGAUGCUGCAGCAGAGACACAGAUUUGUUCCUCCCUCCUGCCCUCUGUCACUUUACUAAGCCGUUUCCACUGACCCAUAUAGGCUUGUUUCUAUCACAAAGCAUCAGCAUGUGAUUAUCAGCUGACGGCACUGGAAGCUUUAUGAUGCCGCCAUCACUCUGUGUGUGUGUGAGUGUGUGUGCUUUAAUUCCGCCCGUCAUGUGACGUGUGUCCUUGUGUGUUUCUGCGUGAGCGUGAUGAUAAUGUGUGUUUUUGUGGAUGUGCACUUCCACUCAUGCACCCUUUGUGUUUUGCUGCUGCUGCUGCUGCUGCUGCUGCGUGUGUGAAAAGAGGAUGUGGGUGUGGAGGAGGCUGAGUCAGUGAACUAAAUCUAAUGCCUCCUAUUCUCAUCCUGCAGCUCUGCUAAGUGGCCUAAUACUUCGCCUAAUUCCUUCUUCCCUGCUAUCCUACAGAUCCAGCAUAAUCCCAGAUUACAUGAGACAGAUAAGCAAUAGAUGGGGAUACAAGAUUAGGCUAUUACCCAUCGGCAGCACCCGUAGCUUAGGUAGUGAAACCUGGUGAGCAACCAAAACACAAACCUAAGCUGAGAGAUGAUCUCUGUUUUUGGGAAACGGACUGAAUAACGUCACCGCCGGAGUGAACUCGAGCUUCAACACGAAGAAGAAGGAGGAGGAGGAGGAGAGAUGAAUUUACAUGACUCAGCAUUCAAAACACUCAUGAGUCUGGAGUGGAAAUCACCGCACAGGCUCAGAAACGCUCCACAAAACAUGUGGAGAGUUUUUAAAGAGGAGGAACGCUUCAGUGUGCUGGUGGACGUGUUUUUAUCUUCUGUGACAUCUCAGCCCUUCAUCAGCUUUUUCCUCUUUUCCUCCCCAUGACGGCUGUUUGGAGUCCUCGAGGGAGACUCUGAAGUGGAGAUGCAACAACAUGGAUUGACGACAGCGGCACAUUUUCACUCUCUGCAGAGGAAAUCUCCUCUUUGUGAAAAGACGGAGCGUUUCCGUGGUGUUGGCUCUGAGAGUUCUGGGAAUGUAAGAGGAGAGAAGCGGCUCUGGGUGCAGAUUGUGAGCUUCAGCCGCCGCUGCCGCCUCCCCCUCUGGUGCCCUGAAGCCUCUUUAUAAUUGGAGCGCUCUUUGAACUGAUCUGCUCUGAGAUUGGAGGAUGGAAAAACCCUCCGCUCGGCUUGUUUGACUUGCUGAUGACGGCGCCUGCAGCCCGCUCUGAACGACCUGAGUCUUGGCGGCUUUGAUGAACACAACAUCGUUUGGGGAUGAGUCGGCGUUAUGAAAUACAGAGUUUGGUUCAAGCUCCAUUUGCAUGAUGGCCUCACCUACAGAUGACUCAACUGAGAGCUGAAUAAUGAGAUGAUUGACGACGGCAGGAAGAAGCUGUUUAUGAUAUGAUGAUGAAUGUUGGAGUCUGCACACAGGAGAGGGAGGAGGAACAGAGCUGCACCCUCGAGUUAAAGUCACAUUCAGCGUGUUUAUUAUCUUUCUGAAUCCCUCAUUUAUUUCAGCCCCCGUGCAAUAAGAAAACCAGCAGAAUUCAAGGAUGGAGGAUGAUUGUUUCCUGGGAACAAAAGAGAAGCUUCAGCAGUGCAGCGCUCUCAACAGACGCUCCUCUGCUGCACAGCUUUAAUGUCUGAGCUGCUGGGAGAGGUCGUGAAGAAACACCUCCAGGGUUUAAUGGUCCUCAAUAAAACACUUCCUCCAAAAGUCCGGUCUAAGGUGGUCAGUCUGAAGUCCGGGGGCAUUAAGGGGGUUUUCAUUAACGAGUAAAGUCCUGUUAAAGACCUCGUUAUGAUCUGUUGGCUGUAAAUACACAAAAGCAUCUGCAGCAAAUAGAUGAUCUUUGUGAGAGUUUCAGGUUCGAGUUUCCUGGUUCAUCAGGUGAGAACAGUUCAGCAGUUUUUCAUGAUCAUCCUGACAUUAGAGUGAAACUGAUCAGUCUGAUCGAUCCGCCCUGUGAUUGGUUAAAGUUUGUUUUUAUAACUCUGGUGUUUUUUGUUUCUCUCCUCGCUCACCUGCAGGACUCCACAGCUCGUACGCCGGUCAUGGCGGGCAGAUCGACCCCGAGCUGAGGGCGGCGUUAUCUCCAGACUGCCACAUGACCCCUGUUUUCGAUGAGCGCUCCUUUCACAGCCCGCUGUACCACAGCCCCACCCACGACACCCAGGGAGCCCUCUACAGGCCAAACACCGGUACUGCAACACCCAAAACAAUCAAAAUUAACAUCAAAUUUAUUUAUUUUGUGCCGUUUGAUUAAACCCUUACUAACCCGAACCCUCAUAAUAAUGUUGUCGCUAAGUGAGGCGUUUUCUCCGGGGGGGUGGAGCUAAAUCUGUUUCUGCAGCAGAAAUACAGACAUGAUGUUAUCGUGAUGUGGAGUGAUUCCUUCACAGUAUCUCUGAGAAUUACUCCAACGAGCGUCAGCGUCCCUCGCUCCUCCGCUCCACAUCGACUCUGAAGAUUACUGCUCUCAAAUCUGCGCUGAAAUCAGGGUUUACAGGCGCAGGAAAUGUUGUUAUUAUGGCUCCCCGAGGUCAGGACUUAAUUAGGCUGAAACCUUUCAUGUCCUCGGCUGCGUCUUAAUUGAAGCUUCUGCAGAGUGAUUUAAAGCUGAAGGCUCUGGGGUUUGAUUGUGAGGAUCUGAGGAGGCGUUUUCUCUUCGUUUAGUGGAGAUUGAAACCGUUUUUUGGUUUUAGAGACGUCCUGCUGCUGCGGUUAAACGGCCCUCUGUGUUUCAUACUUUCCUGUCUUUGUGACCUUGGAUGUCCUUUAAAGCGCCUCCAUUAUUAAGAAAACAGAACCUGGGUUGGAUUUGGUGCUCCUGAAGUAUCCUGCUUUCAUUUCCUCAGGUAUGGGCACCCUCCCUCGGGCCACGAGUCACAGCAGCACGCUGCCGUACCAAAGAAGCAGCAGCUACGGGCUGAGCACCGCAGCUCUCUAUGUCGACCCCUACAGGGUCUCAGCCGAGCCCGUCUUCACCCACCGGCACUCUGGGCUGGUGGACCGGGUCGGAACACGUACCCCGUCUAUGGAGAGCAUCCAUAAAGACCCCAGGUGAUCGGAGAGCAGACACGCAGAUCUGCACAUCCACGUUUGAGUCUGGACCUGCAGGAACUGAAGCUUUCUCUGUUUCAGGGAGUUUGCGUGGCGAGACCCCGAGCUGCCGGAGGUCAUCCACAUGCUGCAGCAUCACUUCCCCUCCGUCCAGGCCAACGCCGCCGCCUACCUGCAGCACCUGUGCUACGGCGACAACAGGGUGAAGGUGGAGGUAAGGUGACAUGACACGCUGUGAGCGAGUAAAAAUAACAUGACAGACGUCACAGACAUGAGUCAGACAGGAGGAGGAGGAGGAGGAGGACGCUGCUGAGACAUCUGAUCGAACCCGAGGUUUGUGAUCGACAAAAAAACAAAAACUGAAAAUAUCAGAGAAGAAGAAAGUUUGAUUUCCUGGUUUUUAUCUCUUUGUGUGAAUAAACAAAGUGAACGUAAAAUAACACAUAAAGAGUUCAGCUUCAACAACAACAACCUGGAGGAACUGUUGCUGGUUCCUGUCUCAGAUUAGUCCUCUUCUAUCCCUGAACCGUCACUCACUAUCUCCGCUUACAGGGUUUGAAAUUGAGAUUUUAUUGGAGAUGAUUUCCGCCGCUCUCCGAGCCAAAGCGCCAUCUGCUAAAAUCAAACUUUUAGAAACGUCUCUGCCAAAUGUGCCGACACGCUGAAACUCUCUGCUCUGCUUCCUGUGCGGUAAAUAAGUCCAACAGGACAGCGAGAGCCUCUCCUCGUGCUGUUCGGUUUGUUUGGUGAUGAGCUUUUAAUUAGCCUUUGGAGCGGGCUGGACGCGCGCCUGCUCGUUUAGCCAGAAACAAAUGUUUUCAGAGAGGGUUUGAACAUCCAAUCAGAGAGACGGGGAGCGUCUGCUGCUCUCCUGAGACGGCUCUUUAUCUCCGAGAUGACAGGAGGCCUCUGCAUGAUUCAGCUCCGGACCCGCUCCAGAAUAUUCUGCAGAAUCAGAACCAUCCCUGUUUCCUGUCUGCAUCCUCUCUCUCUCUGUUAUUGUUAGUCAGAGUUAAACUUCAUUAAUCAUCUGUGCUCUUUAAAACGGGGACCUUAUUUUGGAGGGAUGGACGAGGAGAAGUUUGUUGUUGUGAUCCAUGAGGGUGAGGAUCAGGAUCAGCUGAGAUCCUUCAGGGUCAAACUCAAAUAAAGAACGAGUCUGUGGUUUCAGAUUCAGAUUUUAGAUGAUGUUUAGGUGAUCGAGUCUCUGGUCUGCAGGUGUGUCACCUCGGAGGGAUCCAGCACCUGGUGGACCAGCUGGAUCACAAGGUUCCUGAGGUCCAGAAGAGCGCCUGCGGGGCCCUGAGGAACCUGGUGUACGGCAAAGCCACAGACAACAACAAGGUGGCGCUGAGGAACUGCGGCGGCGUGCCCGCUCUGCUGCGGCUCCUCAGGAAAACAACCGACAAUGAAGUCCGAGAGCUGGUCACAGGUACGUCCUAUCCUGGCUGUCAAUCACAGGUAGCCCCGCCUCCUAGCCUGCUGUCCUAUGAUAGGACCUUCAUUUAGAUGAUGUAUGAAGACUGAACCGAGAGUUUGAAGAGAAGUUAGUCAGACCUGAUGACACAGAAGCUGCAGAGAAACUGUGAACCUCAGUCUCCAGCAGGUGGCGUUUGUCGUAGUCCCCGCCCUGAGUCUGUCACGUCAGCGUCUGAGUCCUGAACACACACAAACUCAGAGCUCCACACUCUGAUGCACGUGGGCGUCCACCCGCUCGUGAGGUUCACUGGCCGCCUAACUGGCCGAGCGUCGGUCUGUGUCACCGUCUGAUUGGCUGCUGCCCGGCUGGCUGACUGACUGGAUGUAUUAAUCGGAGUGUCGGCUGUUCUGUGGGCGGCGAGAGCGGCGGCGGCUCAAACACUCCGAGCUCGCUGUUGACAGAGCAGAUCUCGGCACAGUCAUCGGGACAGAUGCUCAGAUAGUGUGGUUUGGAAACAGACACACACACACACACACACACACACACACACACACACACACACACACACACACACACACACGCGCGCUCAGUGUAGUGUCAGGAGGAAUGAAGCUGCCAGACGGCUCAGAUUCAUGAGGAAAGACGGAGAGGAGACUCUUCUUCCUCUGGUUAGAAAUCUUCUGUUCUCAUGGUGGAGCUCAAGUUUGGGUUUCUGAACAUCUGAACAUCUGAACAUCUAAACAUCUAAACAUCUAAACAUCUAAACAUCUAAACAUCUAAACAUCUAAACAUCUGAACAUCUAAACAUCUAAACAUCUGAACAUCUGAACUCUUCUCUGUUUCUUCACCUCUGCUCUUCACACACACCUGAAACAGUUCCUGUAGAUUUAAGGGUUGAUGAUUUUUCACAGACAGAAACACCUGGAAACCUCCUCUCCUCCUCUCCUCCUCUCCUCCUCUCCUCCUCCUCCUCUCCUCCUCCUCUCCUCCUCCUCCUCUCUGUGUUUGUUCCUCUCUCUUGAUUUAAUAAAGUUUAUUUGUUCUUGAACACACACGGAGUAUCUUGGAGGAGCAGUGAGGCUCUAACACGUUGAUCCUUGGAUCUCCUCCCACGUUGAAGUCGGUGUCUGUGAAUUUGAUGUUUUCUUUUUAUAGUUGUUCAGAGUUUCUUUGGCUCCUGUUUCCUCUAAAAUAUAAAAGUGACUUUUUUCAGGUGAAACAGGAGGACUGAACUUUUAAAGAGGGGAGUAAAAGUGACGGUGAAAACAACAAAGUUUUAGGAGGAGAAGAAGAAGAACGAUCAAAUCUCCUCUCUUGAUUUCAUCUUUCCUAACCUCCUCUUUCUUCUUCUUGGUUCCUGUCCCCGUAGGCGUCCUGUGGAACCUGUCCUCCUGUGACGCGGUGAAGAUGACCAUCAUCCGCGACGCUCUCUCCACGCUCACCAACACCGUGGUCAUCCCGCACUCGGGCUGGAGCAGCGUCUCGCACCGCGACGAGCACAAGGUCAAGUUCCAGUCGUCGCUGCUGCUGCGUAACACCACCGGCUGCCUGAGGUGAGAGACGAAACAAACGCGCCCCCUCAGAUAAAAACGCAGAGUUUUCACUUCCUGUAAAAACCGUCCGAAGCCUCAGAAUCGGUCUGUGCUGCAGCGUCUUCAUUUUAAAGAUGGUGUAAAGUCUCCGCUCAUAAUCACAGUCUCAUCAAAAACUCGCUGAUGGCGACGUUACGCAGCGAGGAGGUCUUAGGGACGCCUUUGACGGCGUGAUCCUGCAGAGACGAGUCAGAGCAGAGAGAGAGGAGAGAGUCUGCAGACCUGAGACUCAGUCUGGUUCAUGUUUGACUCAGACUGGGAUGGUGUAGAUGAGGUCCAUAAAGACACUCUCAGGUCCCUGUCUCAGUCAUGUGACCUCAGUAGGAUCCAGACAACAGCGUUUCUUUAACGUCUGAGACAGAUCCUCAGUUUCUCUCUCUGAUGACCUCCUGAUCGGCUCCAGAUCAGACUAGUCCGACCUGCGGGGUCCACACGCCGCAGACUGACCUGACUGGACAAAAACCCGUUUUUGUUUUCAACAGUCAGGACUGAGGUCAGGUCUGUGUCUCCUGAAGAACCACCUCCCCCCACAAACCCAGCUCUGUAACCCGGACUCGGAGCAGCCUGCAGCGUCUCUCUGCUCUCACACUCAGGCUGGAUCCUGAUGGUACAGAAAUGCAUUGUGGGAGUGGUGUGCUGUUGUGCAGUCCUCCCGUGUCAGCUCUUCCAUUAACACGGCUGCAGGCUCCUAUUGGAGGAUCGGCUCCUUCCUUUACUGUAUCCGGGCAGGUUUUUCAGCCACCCUGUGGGGGAAUCCACUCACUGCAUCCACUCUCAACUAUUGUGCAUGUGUGUGUGUGUGUUUCUUCUGUGUGUGUGUGUGUGCGUGCGUGUUCAUGUGUGUGUGUGUGAGGAACCUGAGCUCAGCCGGGGAGGAGGCGAGGAGUCAGCUGCGUUGUUGUGAAGGUUUGGUCGACUCGCUGCUUCACGUGCUCAAAGCCUGCGUCAACACCUCCGACUACGACAGCAAGGUGCAGCAGAAACACACACGCACACACACACACACACACAUGCACACACACACACACGCACACACACACACAGAAGAAGCUGUUUUGUUGUUUUCUUUCAUGUGUCUCCGUCCUCCUUCAGAUCGUGGAGAACAGCGUUUGCACCCUGAGGAACCUCUCGUACCGCCUGGAGGUAGAGAUGCCCUCCUCCCGUCUCCUCGGAAACCAGGAGCUGGACACCCUGCUGGGCUUCUCCUCCCCCGCCAAGGAGCUGGACUACCUCUGCUGGGGCAAGAGGAGGCGGGGCAGGAAGAGGGGCGGCUGGCCCGACGACAAGGUAGGAAGAACAGAGGGUGAGGAGGUGCUGGAGAAACGAGGAGAAACGAGGAGAUGAGAGCGGGGGUCACACGGGGUCAAACUGAAAUGACAUCAUGGCUCCAAUAAGUCCAGCGUCUUCUGGUUCUGGUUCUGGUUCUGGUUCUGCUCAGUUCCAGUGAGAGUUUGUGCAGAUGUUCACGUUCUGCUCCUCCUCAUCGCUGUUUUUCCUGCAGUGGGACGGCGUCGGACCGAUCCCGGGUUUCUCUCAGCCUCUCAGGGGGGCGGAGCUUCUGUGGCAUCCUCUGGUGGUGAAGCCGUACCUCAACCUGCUGGCCGAGAGCUCCAACCCCGCCACUCUGGAGGGCGCCGCCGGUGCGCUGCAGAACCUCUCAGCUGGAAACUGGAAGGUAAAUCUCACUGUCGGGUUUUUUAUUUUCACGGAUGAUGUUGAAGUUUUCCCGCCGCCAUGUGACCGUGUGCGUGUUCACAGUUCUCCGCCUACAUCCGCGCCGCUGUGCGUAAGGAGAAAGGUCUGCCCAUCCUGGUGGAGCUGCUGAGGAUGGACAACGACCGGGUCGUCUGCUCCGUCGCCACCGCCCUGAGAAACAUGUCGCUGGACACCCGCAACAAGGAGCUGAUAGGUCCAAACACACACACACACACACACACACACACACACACACACACACACACACACACACUCAGUGAACAGACUGUGAAAAGAUCAUCUUCACACCAGAGUCAGGAACAGCUUGUCCUGAGCAGGUUGAUGAUGAGACAGCGCCCCCCUGUGGAGGGAAAGAGAGCUGAAGGUCUGAGUGUAGGUUCUGGAAACAUCCGGGUUUUUUAAGACGGACUGAGUCCAAAGAGAUCCAGAGCCUGUUAAAGAGGAACCCCAGAUCUCUGUCAGUCAGGGACCUGAACCCAGACUUAGACUGAGAUCCAGGUUCUCAAAGGUGUCAGAGUGAAAUAGAGAAGGACCUGGUCUGAAGAUCAGAGCUCAUAUCAGGGAGAACAGGAGACCAUCAGACUUUAGAAAACCACAGAGGAAAAGAUUUCAAGACUGUCGAACUCCAACAGUCUUCAUAUUAAACGUAGAUUUGAAAAGGAGGGAGAUUUGUUUAAAUCUGAGGAGGAACAGAAAGAUAUCUGUAAAUGAUGGUGGAAAAACACAAAUUCAGAGAGCUGGAGGGAAUUCAGAUGGAAAAACAUCAUGAAGUUUUUUUAAAACACCGACUCUGAGGAAACAUCAGGUUGUUGGAGGAUGUUUGGUCCAGAUUUAGCGAAACAUUCUCAUUUAUCUUUGGACUGUCUGAAACUUUAGAUCUUCAUGAUUGUCUGGGAUACAUGUUUCAAAUUACUACAGUUUAGUGUCAGUUUCAUGUAUUUCAGUACCAUGGUAUUACAUACUCUGAUAUUACUGAUCGGAGCAAAGAAGACAAUAACAAGGAAGUGGUUAAGACCCAACUCACCGCCACUGAAGACUGGCGAGGAACUGUUCAGGAAACUGACAUGAUGGAGAGACGGACAUUCGCUCAGAGACGACAGACGGAGAAGUUUAAGAGACGAUGGAUCAGAUAUUUAAGAGCAGGGAGAACUGAACUGAAUACCUCUGAGUACUAUUAAAGUACUAUUGAAGUACUAUUAAAGUACUGUUAAAGUACUAUUACUAUUAAUGUACUAUUAAAUUACUAUUACUAUUAAAGUACUAUUAAAGUACUAUUAAAGUACUAUUAAAGUACUAUUGAAGUACUAUUACUAUUAAAGUACUAUUACUAUUAAAGUACUAUUAAAGUACUAUUAAAGUACUAUUACUAUUAAAGUACUAUUAAAGUACUAUUACUAUUAAAGUACUGUUAAAGUACUCGGACAGCUGAGAAGUGAUAUUGGUAGAUGUGAGUAAAUGUGUCGUCUGUAGUUCAAAUGUUCUUAAUUUACAUAAAAUGAGAGGGAGAAGAAGUUGGUCUGACUGAACAUGUUUGUUUGUUUGUUUGUUUGUUUGUUUGUUUGUUUGUGUGUAACUGUGAUCGGACUCAAACAGACCUCAGUCCUCUCUUUAGUUUCAGUCUUUUAGUACGAGGACGUGGAGGACGAGGAGAAAUCUGAAACAUCCGGAGCUGCUGAGACCUCUGAGAGGUUCAGACCAAACUGUGGGUCAGGACAGAACCUCAGAGACUGGAUCUGUAAAGGUCCCUCCUGACCUCUGACCCCUCUGUUUCUCCUGCAGGAAAGUACGCCAUGAGGGAUUUGGUGAACCGGCUCCCUGGCAGCAGCCCCAGCGUGCUGUCAGACGACACGGUGGCGUCCGUGUGCUGCACGCUGCACGAGGUCACGAGCCGCAACAUGGAGAACGCCAAAGCUUUAGCGGACAGCGGAGGCAUCGAGAAGCUGGUGGACAUCAGCAAAGGACGGGGGAAAGGGUAGGUGGGCGGAGCCUGCAGACGUCUGUGACAGCUGUCCGUCACUCUUCUGUCUGAGGGUUUGACCUUUACCUGACGGUUUGACCUCCAGGUACUCCAUGAAGGUGGUGAAGGCAGCAGCUCAGGUGUUGAACACGCUGUGGCAGUACAGAGAGCUGAGGACCCUCUACAAGCAGGUGAGUGCAGACCUUCAGGGAGCUCUACAGACCCUCUACAGACCUAAACAGACCUUCACAGACCUCCACAGACCUUCAGAAACCUUCACAGACCUCCACAGACCCUCACAGACCUCCACAGACCCUCACAGACCUUCACAGACCUCCACAGACCUUCACAGACCUUCACAGACCUUCACAGACCUUCACAGACCUUCACAGACCUUCAGAAACCUUCACAGACCCUCACAGACCUCCACAGACCUUAACAGACCUUCAGAAACCUUCACAGACCUCCACAGACCCUCACAGACCUUCAUAGACCCUCACAGUCCUUCACAGACCUUCACAGACCCUCACAGACCUCCACAGACCCUCACAGACCUCCACAGACCCUCACAGACCUCCACAGACCUUCACAGACCUCCACAGACCCUCACAGACCUUCACAGACCCUCACAGACCUUCACAGACCUCCACAGACCCUCACAGACCUCCACAGACCUUCACAGACCUCCACAGACCCUCACAGACCUCCACAGACCCUCACAGACCUUCAGAAACCUUCACAGACCUUCACAGACUUUCACAGACCUCCAUAGACCCUCACAGACCCUCACAGACCUCCACAGACCCCCACAGACCCUCACAGACCUUCAUGGUUCCUCUCUGCAGUCUCUGAACUCUUCAGACCAGGGUGGACUUUGAGAGUUUGAGAGUUUUUGGUCUUUCUCUCAGUCAGGAGGACGGGGCUGCAGGAGGUCUGUGGUAAGAAAGUGUUUUUCAAACCUCCUCAUGAUCUUCUCCUGCUCCUCAUCUAACCCUCACCACCAUGAGAGGUAACCUUCUCACCGCUCUGAGCUUCACUGACGAGCUCUGAUCCAUUCUCCAUCUUUGACCCUGAGAGGACCUGAUGUUCUGAACCUCUGAGAACCUGUUCCUGCUCUCUGAUCAUGUGAUCUUCUGUGCAGGACGGCUGGAACUACACCCACUUCGUCACCCCGGUCUCCACGCUGGAGAGAGACCGCUACCUGUCUCAGCCGACGCUGCCCACCAGCCCGCUGCAGAUGUCCCCCGUUAUCCAAUCAGGUGAGAGAACGGGUGAGUGUGAUCUGAGCUGUCUUCAGUGAGGUCCGGUGGACAGAUCAGGAGUUUCUCCUCUCUGCUCAGGUGGAAGUGCGACCUCUUCUCCGGCGAUGCUCGGGAUCCGGAGACACAGCUCCAACUAUCAGAGGGCGCAGUCAUCUAUGCAACUCGACACGUAUUAUGGAGACAACAGUUUACACAAACGGCAGUACACAGGUCAGUGUCCGCCUCCUCGGGGGAGGAGCUCGGCGGUUUCUGUCAGAGCGGGUUUCAACUCUUCUUCUCUUCACCUCAGGGUCUGAGAAGAAAACUCCGUACUUCAUCGGGACGUACUCUUCUCAGUCAGGAGAGGAUCUCAGACGGUCCCAGGUACGAGAGGUUUCCUCGCCUGUUUCCAUAAACAUCCACCCAAAAGUCUGUGAGCCUCUCUGAACCUCCGCCCUCUCUCCUCUCAGCACACAGAGCCAUUUUACGACGAGCCCGACAGGAAGAACUACAACAGCUACAGAAUGUACCUGUCGUCCCCUCAAGGCUACGGAGACGAGCACUACGAGGAAGAGCCGGUCCACCUGACCCCGUCCUCCCCUGACGGCUACGCCAGCCAGUCGCUCCGAUUCAAAGCCAACACCAACUACGUGGACUUCUACUCCACCACGCGGAGGCCUUCAAACAGGGCGAACAAGUUUACCGGCUCCCCGGACUCCUGGGUGUAGAGACGAAGCAGACGCUGCGCACGUCCAGCUCUGUGUGUAUCUGUGAGUGUGUGUGUGUGUGUGUGUGUGUGUGUGUGUGAGAGAGAGGGGGUGAGGAUGCAUGAGGAUGUGUGUGCAUCUGUGUUGAAACUGUGCAGAAUGAUCAGGGCUCGGUUUGAUACAGGCGGCUUUUGACCAAGUUCCAGUUUGUGCCCAAGAGAAAAAAUCAGACGAGUAAAAAUUCUCCCGCCGUGAAAACUCGACCUUUAAAAAAAAGAAUCAAAAGACUCAAAUUAAAAAGACUUUCAACCUCAGAAAUGAGGAAAACAGCAGCAGCAGGAAAUUCAGCAUGUAAAGUUUGUGCUGCAGUACACGUGAUCGGCCACUAGAUGGCAGACUGAACUCUGACAUGUUUGAGGGUUCGGUGGUGAGAUGAAGAAGAAAGGAGGUGAAAUCAUGAGACCAGAGACGAGACUUUCUCCUAAACUCAAAUUUAAUCACAUUUAAGUUAAAAAAAUCAUUUAUUUUUAAAUGUUCUGGAUCUUAUUUUGCUGAUUUACGUCCAUCAUGACUUUAUUCUUAUAAAAUGACCACUUUCUUCUUCAGAAAGGUUCACCUCUAAACCCGACACACCUGUGAAUGUGUGUCUUUAUUUCUCAUAAACUCGUUCUUUUUAUUCUUAUCAGUUCAGUUUUAUUCUUUUUAAUUUUCACACUUUUAUGACUUUUUCUCCUCUAAAUUUACGACCAAAUCAAGUAAAAUUAAACUUUUUACACACAACUAAUCUGGACGAAAUCAUCCUGAAUUUACUAGAUCUUUAAAUUAUGGGAGAAUUUUCUGCGUUACAGCAGAAUUACAUGAAGAUUUGUGUUUGUUAAAGACUGAGACGAUUAUGUGGAAAGUAUAAUAAUAAUUCAGAUUCCUUAAGGUCACACAGUCAGGGGUUUUCAGCUCUUCUAACCUGGACUCGGGUCACUCUCACGGGUCUGAGGAGGAGGAGGAGCAGGUGGAGAGAAAAGAGGCUCUGAGCGGCACAAAGACGGACUUGGUCAAAAGGAGCUUCCUGGACACAAACAGCCCAGACGUUGUUGUUCACCGGAGUGUUUCAGGUCAACAGAUUUCAUUUCCUCGGCAGUAAAGUGUGCAGUGUGUUGGCUUUCUGACAUUACUAUUGUUCGCCAGCAUCAUCAUGAACACGAGAGAACGCUGUAAAAAGAAAAACGCCUGGGACUAAUCUUCUCGGUCUUGAAGGACGGGGUGAGAAACCAACACGGACUCUGAGGCGGGCCUGAGACAAACCCGUCAAAGCCGUCGUGUCUGUGGACCCAAAAGUGCAGUAUCUCAUCAAAGCGUGUGAAAUAUGUGACAAAAACAACGUGUGGAAAUCUAUUUGUACAGAUGCAAUGGUUCAAGCGUCCUGUUACAUUGUUGUACUCAAUAUGUAGAACUUUCUAUGUGAUUGUGUGAAAAAGAUUUUCUAUGAUUUAUUGAUUCUUUUUAUUAAUUUAACCUGUGACCUGACCAAAAUACCCCAUCUGUCUGUUCUGUCCCCAAACUGAAGAUGAUCAUGUGCAAUGUUACAGAGGGAAAUAUAUGUAUAGGGAUUAAAGAUUAUAUCACCACCAACAGGACAGUUUGUCUUCUUUAAACAAGCGGAAACAGAAACGUCUUUAUUUGCUUUAACUGCAUCAGUUGUAGAUAUAGUAAUAAUAAGAGUAAUGAUCCCACAGCCUAAAGGAACAAACCAAACC